Messenger RNA from Malurus melanocephalus (red-backed fairy wren), 3154 nucleotides. It is a transcript of the gene SOWAHB, whose product is annotated as sosondowah ankyrin repeat domain family member B. NCBI's taxonomy places the organism in Eukaryota, Metazoa, Chordata, Aves, Passeriformes, Maluridae. The record is from RefSeq and is a predicted model, not a curated record. The transcript is spliced from 2 exons. Gene Ontology annotation, molecular function: protein binding. The coding region runs from base 227 to 2056 and encodes 609 amino acids.
UGCUCCUCUCCCUCGCUGUCACUUCUCAGCGCUGUCACCCCAGCWCGCACCUCGACGGGCCGCCACCCCGGGCAAAGGCGACCGUAGGGUGGCGGCCCGGCUGCGGAGGAGGAGGAGGAGGCGGAGAGGCCCGGCGCGGCAGGAGGCGGGUUUCCCCGCCGCACCUGGGUGCAGAGCCAAGCACCGAGACACAGCACCCAGGACCGAAAGCCGGCCGGCCCGGAGCAUGGCGCGGGAGCUGAGCCAGGAGGCUGUGCUGGACUUCCUCUGGGCGGCCGGGGGACGAGCCCCCAACACGGCGCUGCUCCGCCACUUCCAGCGGUUCCUCCGUGACCCGGCGCUGACGGAGCAGCAGCGGCGGGAGCGCCGCGAGUAYUUCAAGAGCCUCGUCAACUCCCUGGCCACCGUCCACCCCGCCGCCUCCCCCGGCGCCUCCAAGGACAUCGUCCUCCGCCGCAGGUACCGCGACCUCCUCGAUGAGGAGCUGCCGCCGCCGGAGGAACAGCGGGAGCAGGAGGAGAAAAAGAAGGAGCCGGAGCCGGCGCUGUCCCCCGCUGGGCCGCCCCGGUCCCCAUCGCCGCCGCUGCCUGCCGCCGGGCUGCCCUCUGCCAGACCCCCGUCCCCGUCCCGGACGCCACCGCUGCCAUGGGGCCGGGGGAUGCCGCCUCCCUACAGGUCGCCUCAGCCUCGGUCUCCGCCGCAGUCCCUGACCGGGAUGCCCUUGCUGAAGGCCCCACUGCCCUCGACAAUCCGGGAGGAGGGACCCACCGCCGGACCCAUCCAGUCCCCACUGCUGUCAUCAGGCCCCAGGGCGCUGUCCCCCCCCGACCUGGCCCCAUCGCGGUCCUUGCCGUUGUUACCCCACACCGACCUGCCCCCAUCCCGAUCCUUGCCGUUGCUGUCCGCCCCGGAGGUGCUGCCCCCGUCCCGGUCCCUGCAGACACUCCCUGCCAGCUCCUCCUCAUCCCCACUGCUUUCAUCGGGCCCAGAGGAGCUCCCCGCCACCAGGCUGCCCCCAUCGCAGUACAGAUCCCUGCAGCAGCUCCCCACCAGGCCAUCCCCAGACUUGCCGAGAGGAUCCAGGGGGCUGACCCCCAAGGGACCUAACCAGCCUCAAGCCCCGCGGCUGUACGCGUGCCAAAGCCUGACACUGCCAUCAGCUGCUGGGAUGCUGCCCCCCACCAGGCCAUCGCCAUGCCAAUCCCUGCCACAGUCCCCCACUCUGCCACCCCCACCCCGCUCCCUGCGGCCACCCCUUGCCAGSCCCCCCCCAUAUCAGUCCUUGGUACCAGCACAGGGCCCCGCAGUGCCCCAAACCCCAGAGAGCCAGCCCCCAGCACCAAUGCCUGUUUUCCAGAGCAUCAGGCGCCAGCUUGCUUUGUCGGAGGGGCAGGGCACCCCCCUAUCAGUGCACGAUGACUGUAGGCGGCAGCCCCGCUCCGUGCUCUCCAAGAGCUCCCCUAGGAAUGCUGCAAGCCGGGGGCCGUUGGUGCCGCUGGGACAGCGGGAGCACGCCUGGCUGGUGGCAAUGUCAGCGGGCUGCUGGGCUCAGGUGCGGGGGCUCUUUCUGGAAGAGCCUGARCUGGCCCUGCAGAAGGACUUCAUCUCAGGCUUCACAGUCCUUCACUGGCUGGCCAAGCACGGCGACGGGCCGGGCCUGCAGGAGCUGGCAGCGGCGGCACAGCAGCUUGGGCUGGCCCUGGACGUGGACGUCCGCUCGGGCUGCGGGUACACGCCGCUGCACCUGGCUGCCAUACACGGCCACCAGCUUGUCAUCAAGGUGCUGGUGCUGCAGCUGGGGUGCCAGGUGCAGGUGCGGGACGGCAGCGGGCGCCGGCCUUGGGAAUACCUGGGCAGCUCCACCUCGGGGGAGAUCUGGCAGCUCCUGGAGGCGCCCCGUGGUACAAUCAUGUUCCCCACGCAGCCCCUGGCCCGAAGUGUGUCCUCUGUCAGCAAGGUCUCGCCGUCCACGGGCAGGGCAGCACUGCCUGCCUGCCUCAGGGUGCCGCUCGGCCGUGGGGCAGUGUCCCACCAAUCUGGCAGUGACAGUGACUGAGACAGCUCCCUGGCAUCCCCUGCCWAUGGAGAUGGGACCUUGGUGGCCACCCUGCUAGAGGAAGCUGUACAUGCAGAACAAAAGCUGUGAAACAGACUGAACCUAUUGAAUGUACUUYUAAAUUAUUCCAAUGAACUGUUGUCUGAGCCUCUCUGCCCGCCCUCCCAUUUCUUGCUUUUCUACCAGUGAAAGGAUGCAGAAACUCUGCUGGAAGCAGGCAGAASCCUCAGGAGGCAAGCCCUCUGCAGCCCACAGGGCCAGUACCAGCUACUGGGUGCAGCCAUGAUGACCAGCAUUAGUGGGACCAUGCCUUUGGUGUGAGGCUCAAGUCUAGCCCCAGUCAGCGAGGAGCACUUGUUUUUGCUGACAGUGAUAUUGUUGGUCCUGGGGUUUGCAAAACACUUGUUUACACCACCUAAAUUCUGGGGAGUAGUACAACUACAUCCCUUUUUAAUCCCAGCAGAUUAAGGAUGAGUCCCUCUUCUAAAAAUGCAGCUGAUCAAGAUCYAGCCUUCCAGCAAGAGUCCUCAGAGAGCAACUGACUGUGGCAGAGGGUGGCAGUAGGGAAGAUGUUUCCCAGGCCACMUUACCCACCAGCCCAUACCAAAAAGAAUGCAGGGCAGCACCACAGCCCUGCUAUCCACCACAGCUGCCCAGGGCUGCCCAGCAGCAUCCCUGCUGCUCCCUCAUUCCUGCAUCUCCAGUUGCUCUCCUCACACCACAGGAUUAGGAAGUGGUACCUGUGUUGUGGCUAGAGCCCUGUUCCCAAGCCUUGGGACAGAAAGCAUUGUGGCAGGAAUUCUGUGUUGGCAGAAAAGGAGUUGUGCUGUAGUACAGGUCUCAGCCUUCCAGAGGGAAGGCAGUUUCCUAACCAGAGCUGCAUUUUCCCAGAGACCCCAGCCCUAAAUUGCUUAUUUGAUGGAAACAGAUUUGGGGGGACAAGUGCAGUCAAGAGAUAUCCAGUGGAGUAAUGGCUCAGAUUUUAUAAAAAUGAGCUGUGCUUAGGAAUCUCACUGGAUUAUGUGGGUCCUCUAAUGUACCUUGCUCWCUGAUUUAGCAUGAAUGAGCUUCUAAACUUUUAAAAAUUGCAACAAGUCA